This is a messenger RNA of Arabis nemorensis, 981 nucleotides long. The record is from the annotation of a GenBank genome assembly. Lineage: Eukaryota; Viridiplantae; Streptophyta; Magnoliopsida; Brassicales; Brassicaceae.
AUGGCUGCAUCUAACGGCGAGAAAAGCUUGAUCGUGAGCUUCGGCGAGAUGCUCAUCGAUUUCGUCCCCACCGUCUCCGGCGUCUCCCUCGCCGACGCUCCCGGCUUCAUCAAGGCUCCAGGCGGUGCACCUGCCAACGUCGCCAUCGCCGUUUCUCGUCUUGGUGGUCGCUCUGCUUUCGUCGGAAAACUCGGUGACGACGAGUUCGGUCACUUGCUCGCCGGAAUCUUGAAACAGAACGGUGUCUCCGCCGAAGGAAUCAACUUCGACACCGGAGCAAGAACCGCACUCGCUUUCGUCACCCUGAGAUCCGACGGUGAACGUGAGUUCAUGUUUUACCGGAACCCUAGCGCCGAUAUGCUCCUCCGUCCCGACGAACUCAAUCUUGAUCUCAUCAGAUCUGCUAAGGUGUUUCACUAUGGAUCAAUUAGCUUGAUCGUUGAGCCAUGUAGAUCUGCUCACUUGAAAGCCAUGGAGGUGGCUAAAGAAGCCGGUGCGUUGCUCUCUUAUGACCCGAACUUGAGGCUUCCUUUGUGGCCCUCGAAGGAGGAAGCUCAGAAGCAGAUUCUUAGCAUCUGGGACAAAGCUGAAGUGAUCAAAGUCAGUGACGAAGAGCUUAUGUUCUUGACUGGAUCUGAUAAGGUUGAUGAUGAGACAGCUAUGUCUCUGUGGCAUGAUAAUUUGACACUUCUCUUGGUCACUUUAGGUGAUAAGGGUUGUAGAUAUUACACCAAGGGCUUCCGUGGAUCUGUUGAUCCUUUCCGUGUGGAGGCAGUGGAUACAACUGGUGCUGGUGAUUCAUAUGUUGGUGCCUUGCUUUGCAAGAUUGUUGAUGACCGUUCUGUGCUUGAGGACGAACCUCGUCUUAGAGAAGUGCUUAGGUUUGCGAAUGCUUGUGGGGCCAUUACAACUACGAAGAAAGGAGCAAUCCCAGCUCUUCCUACAGAGUCUGAGGUUCAGGCUCUUAUGAAAGGAAACUGA